Messenger RNA from Symbiodinium necroappetens, 228 nucleotides. The record is from the annotation of a GenBank genome assembly. NCBI's taxonomy places the organism in Eukaryota, Dinophyceae, Suessiales, Symbiodiniaceae.
AUGGGUCAGAAGUUGCUGGCCGUGGCGGUCCUUGCCAUCCUCCUUACGGCGCCACUCGGCGCUAUCCUCAUCCAAAGCUUCGGGCCCCGUCUGCUCACGAAGGAACCAGAGGAGAACUGCGAAAAGCCAGAAGACGAUCAGCAAGGGCGUUCCGCCGCGCCGCCGGCGACCAUGGCGACUGCCGACUGUGAGUCUGCAGGUCUCCAAAAGGACAAGAUGAGCCUUUGA